UGCCUAUCACCAUGGGGAUGCUGGUGCCCACUGCUCUAGCUGCUCGGCUGCUGAGCCUGUUCCAGCAGCAGCUGGGUUCCCUCUGGAGUGGCCUGGCCAUCCUGUUCUGCUGGCUGAGAAUAGCAUUGGGGUGGCUAGAUCCCGGGAAGGAACAGCCACAGGUCCGGGGUGAUCCGGAGGAGACCCAGGAGACCCAGGAAGAUGGGAACAGUACUCAGCCCACAACCCCUGUUAGUGUCAACUACCACUUCACUCGUCAGUGCAACUACAAAUGUGGCUUCUGCUUCCAUACAGCCAAGACAUCCUUCGUGCUGCCCCUGGAGGAGGCCAAGCGAGGACUGCUUCUGCUCAAACAAGCUGGUUUGGAGAAGAUCAACUUUUCUGGAGGCGAACCCUUCCUUCAGGACCGGGGUGAAUACCUGGGCAAGCUUGUGAGAUUCUGCAAGGAGGAGCUAGCCCUGCCCUCUGUGAGCAUAGUGAGCAAUGGUAGCCUUAUCCGGGAAAGAUGGUUCAAGGACUAUGGGGAGUACUUGGACAUUCUCGCUAUCUCCUGCGACAGUUUCGAUGAGCAGGUUAAUGUUCUGAUUGGCCGUGGCCAAGGAAAAAAGAACCACGUGGAAAACCUUCAAAAGCUGAGGAGGUGGUGCAGGGAUUACAAGGUGGCUUUCAAGAUCAACUCUGUCAUUAAUCGCUUCAACGUGGAUGAAGACAUGAAUGAACACAUCAAGGCCCUGAGCCCUGUGCGCUGGAAGGUUUUCCAGUGCCUCCUAAUUGAGGGUGAGAACUCAGGAGAAGAUGCCCUGAGGGAAGCAGAAAGAUUUCUUAUAAGCAAUGAAGAAUUUGAAACAUUCUUGGAGCGUCACAAAGAGGUGUCCUGUUUGGUGCCUGAAUCUAACCAGAAGAUGAAAGAUUCCUACCUUAUCCUAGAUGAAUAUAUGCGCUUUCUGAACUGUACCGGUGGCCGGAAGGACCCUUCCAAGUCUAUUCUGGAUGUUGGCGUGGAAGAAGCAAUAAAGUUCAGUGGAUUUGAUGAGAAGAUGUUUCUGAAGCGUGGCGGAAAGUAUGUGUGGAGUAAAGCUGACCUGAAGCUGGACUGGUGAGGCUGAGACGGGAAGGAAACUCGGACCAGCUACGGGGACAUUCACGCCCAGCUAUCCUUCAACAAGCUACAUCUUCUGGCUGUCUACAGACUGUUGUUAUUAGAAUACAGUCUGUUUAUUUUUCUUUCAGUUUGACUGAACUAAAAAGGGAGUAAAAUUAUGCAGCAGAUAACUGUCCUCCACAGGAGAGAGUUCGGUUCUCAGAAGAGUAAGGUCAAGUGAUCCCUAAGAACCAGCAUUUCAUUUGUAUUUGAAUUUUUGUGUGGAUUUUACUGUGAAUCCCACAUUUCCUUUUCCCUUUUUGUUCCCCUUGAGAAACUGGGUUAUUUUUUGCUAACUAUGCCAAUUUUGUCAACAGGAAACUUCACAAAACACACCUUCCAAUUACUGCUGACUAUUCUAAUGCUUUUCUGCUUUGGAAUAUUGGACUUUUUUACUCAAAAGUGUAGAACCAAGACAUAUCUCAUAGAGCCUUAAGUGAGAAUCUUACUCUUAUGGAAGGAGUUAUUUCCCAGAACAGGCUGUUCAUGGUCCCAGCCCCUGCUGCUGCUGCUUCAAGAUGGCUGCUCUGUACUGCAGCAAUUCCUUCAGGGUUCUUGACAAAGCCAAGGUACACUUUACCUCCCAGGGUGUGGCCAUGAGGAUGCCACUUCUGCAGCUGCAACUGCCCUGGCAUUGAGGCUGCUUGAGUCUGUCAUGCUGAAAGGUUGUCACACUUUUCUGAAAAGCUCCAAGGGCCAUGUAGCACGUCCAGAAGAGUCAUGGGGGGAUGGACAGGAAGGAGUCUUUCAGGAAUAUAAAAUGUGGCGGCUGGCUUGGUAUAAGUGUGCCUGUGGUUCCUUGGCAUAUCUUUCAAGAAACACUGAAACUUGACCUAGUCUAGGUCAACAUGAGAAAAACAAAAACAAAAACAAAAACAGUUCCUUCUUUACACCAAAAAGGCAAAAGACAGAAUGUGAACUAGCCAAAAUCUUCUUCCUGUGGAAGCAUUGUGUGAGAUUAUUAAGCCUAGACAGUGCCUCACUGCUUGGAAUAAUGUCCUAGCAAAGAGUAAAACCGUGGAAAAUUUUGUUCUGUCCAAGAAACUGAACUCCCCUGCAAUUCCACUGUGGCCACUAGAGGGCACCAGGAAGUCAGACCUCACUAAGCAUCUCAGAAACUUUGCUUCUGAGUCUAUUUUUAGGACUUAGUGGAUUUUGGUUCUGUUCCUUCUUUGAUUUAUUUGUUUUUGUUUGGUUGUUUUUUUUGGUGCUUAUAUUAAUACAAAAAAUUUUCUAAGGAACUGGAAUUUUGGGUAUUUACUCACAAAAGAUACUCAUACUUUAGUUAGGUCACUAUAAUUCAACUGAGACACACUUUGUCUCAUGAAAAAUAAGUCAGGGUUUUCUGUGUUUUCUAUUGUGUGUUUGUGUGUGUGUGUGCGUGUGUGUGUGUGUUUUACCUAUUUUUGCUUGAGUAUAAAUAUAACUAUGUAGCCCAGGCUGGCCUGGAACUCAUGAUACCUCUGCCCUAACCUCCCCCUCUCAAGUGCUAGCAUGUGUGUAUUAACCAACUCAUAUGUAGAUAUUUUUACAUGAAAUUUGAGUCACAUUCCCCCUGAAGAUUGUGAUAGUUUUUAGUUAAGACCUCCUCUGUGCUUAGUUCACCUGGGAAAUCCCAGAGGACAUGGCCAGACACCCACUUGGUCAAAUGAGAGGAAAGCAAUCAUGAAGCUGAGGUCCAGCCUUCUGAAUUGCAGUAUAUUUUCUCCUGGCUGAGGGAAGCUGCAGGUCUCUUUCCCUGAUUAAAGUAGAGCAUGAAGGGAAUCUGCUUGGGAAAUGAGCCACCAUUCUAAAUGCACCCCUCCCCCCUUGUGCAUGCACAGGAGGUGUGUGAGGUCUCUGUGCUUAAAAUAUUCAAAAGUCACCCUUUCCUAAAGGGAAGAAUUACAAUAUUUUAUUAUCAUAGUGAAGAUCAAACUUGGAUUAGAUCAUACAUUGGUUACAUUUUCAGUGUUAAAUCUGGGUGCUCAUUUUGUGAAGUGGAUGCUCUCUGCUGGGAGAACAGGAGGUGAUCUAGUGGACAUUUGUUAAGUGUUACAGGCUGAUGCCUUUUGUCCCGUGACUGAUUGAUGCAGAGUAGUAAUGCUGUGAAGGGGGUUUCACUUAAGAACUUCAGAGGUUAGGAUGUCCCAUGUGAGUUUACAGCCUUUGGUGUCUCUGUUAUAAUGUGUUCAAUGAUAAAAUCAUGGGCUGUGUUCUUGUAAGAGAGAUGCUUCAUGGUGUUAUUUGGCUAAGUUAUUUGAAAAAGAAAAAAGGUCCCAGGUUUCGAUCUGUUUGGAGUUUGGAGUCUAAUGGUUGCAUAGAUAAACAGGCGAUCAAUCACACCCAGCAGCAGUUAGCUCCUUACAGCAGUAAUUCAGCUCAUGGACUGCCCUCUUGAUGGAUUGAUGUUGUUUCAUAAGCUAUUAUUAGACAAAGAACCAUCACGCAGGCCUCAUGUGAGUGCGCCCAGAUGAGGUUUAAUGUUCAGGGAUAUAUGUAUAUGUAUUUCUCUGCAGAAUUACACUGUGUUCUGAGGCAUCGCUCUAAUGUAUGGUAACAUGGUCUGUGAAUUAAAAUGUUCUAUACGUGGCCUAAGA
Messenger RNA from Mus caroli (Ryukyu mouse), 3720 nucleotides. It is a transcript of the gene Rsad2, whose product is annotated as radical S-adenosyl methionine domain containing 2. Gene Ontology annotation, molecular function: catalytic activity; 4 iron, 4 sulfur cluster binding. Gene Ontology annotation, cellular component: endoplasmic reticulum membrane; lipid droplet; endoplasmic reticulum. NCBI's taxonomy places the organism in Eukaryota, Metazoa, Chordata, Mammalia, Rodentia, Muridae. The record is from RefSeq and is a predicted model, not a curated record. Gene Ontology annotation, biological process: defense response to virus; positive regulation of immune response.